Mya arenaria is the source of this 3212-nucleotide messenger RNA. RefSeq lists its product as uncharacterized. Bases 815 to 2782 code for a protein of 655 amino acids. NCBI's taxonomy places the organism in Eukaryota, Metazoa, Mollusca, Bivalvia, Myida, Myidae. The record is from RefSeq and is a predicted model, not a curated record. The transcript has 6 exons.
AAUGUUGCACAAUUUUAUCGCCCUCAAAUUGUUUCUGUUACAUUUAAACCAAACAUUCGUGGUCAAGUGAUAAGAUAACCUAAUGUAUUAAGAGCAUUCGACAUAUUAACAGGAUUAAUAACUGGUGAAUCAGCGCUGAGGGAAAUAUCGUCAUAAAACGGAUAAUUGGCUUAUCUCAGACUUAUCAUCCCGACCUGAUAGGCAACAUAGGGUUGAACGAUGUGUGUUUGCUUUUGAAAGAAAAGGACAUACUGCUUGAUAGCAGCCUUCAAAACUGUCCGAACAUUUUGUUAAGGUAUUUGGAGAGUCAUUAGUGAUAUCUUACUUGUCACUGACAUAGGAAUUCGAUUACAUCACAUCACUUUUGACUCUUCAUUAUUCAUGGUGUUAAGUUUUGAUGUGAUUUAUGGUGAACUUACUGUUAAAGACAUUCAAAAAAAUAAUUUUGUCGUUGAAGCGCGAAUUCAUAAAGCAUUUCUCGUGCAUACAGUAAACCUCUGCGGAAUAUACGGAUGCCCUUUUUGCGGGUUUAAGCGUGUUGUUAAACUUUGAAAUAUUUCCUAGAGUAUUAUACAUUCAGUUAUUGAAAAGCGUUCCACACUUUAAAUUACUGACAGUGACUGUUUUUAGAACGGAGUUUGACCUGAAACUAUUAGCAACAGCUUUUGGUUCAACGACCAAGCCAAUGACAACGUGUAUGAUUUGUGUGCAGCCCAUUUGUGACAUUUCUGUGGCUUAUAAACAACAAUUAAUUAUACAAAUCGCACGAAAAAUGAAACGAUCAACGAAGAUGACGGUGUUAAGUCAUUAAAACAUGGCAAAUUUGACCACAAAACAAAAGCAGGGGCGAUUGUUUAAACGAACGCAGAACAGAUUGGACCGCAUGUUAAAGUUACUCAGGAAAGUUCAUUUAUCAAAACGCGCACAACCGACUGAAAAUAAUGAGUUGUUCGAGGCUUUGGUUCGCCGCUCACUGUUAAACUCCAUGAUGAGUAGCGGGUUCUCGCCAGGGCCAUUCGGGCUGGGAAGUACAGCAUCACCAACCACCGUAAAACUUACAACAACGACAGCAGAAGCUGAACAUGAAAUGGAUUUUAACACUUUGUGUACUGACAUUCAAGGGCGUGACCGCGCGUGCUGCAACUCCGCAGUCACGUGUUUUGAUGACGUCAGGAGCGUCGUCGACGAGCUAGACAACGCCCCGGCUGGUUCCUUCACUCUCUCUGCAGCAUGCAGACGUGUCGGGUCAGAGUUGCAGCGGGACCGAAUGUGCGUGCAGCAGUCUCUGUCUCGGUGCGGGGGGCGGGAGCGCGCCCUUCUCCAGCGCCGGUUUGACAAGCGCGUGAACAACCUGUACGAUCAGUACAACAGCUACUGCCGCCGCACCAUCCAGGAAACGCCAACUACUGUAAAAGCAGAGACCACGACAAUACCAGGUGAUACCGACUCUCCCCGCCCCAUAUUUCCCGUUACCCCGACGACUAACAACACGGAUCAGCCGCGCCCUCCCCUACCACCGGGCGGAGGUUGGGGCGGUCAUAGUGGGGUUGGGCCUACCCAGGGACCUCCGGGGGACAACAGCGCGUUGACGGGUGGUAUCAUCGCUGGGGUGAUUACCGGCGGUGUGAUACUGGGAAUUGUGCUGCUGGUGGCCGUGAUUCUCUGGUGCAGAAACAGAAGGGACAGGAACGGUUCGGACAGUUCAACAGAUAGCCAGGGUAUAUUCUUCCAGAAACAACCUUCCCGCAACAACAACAAUAGCAAACCUUCAGCCACACGACAGCUCUCAGACCCGUACGCGGAAAUUGACGAGACAUUGGUAAAUCCAGGGUACAAGCCGCCAGUGCCGAGUUCCAUGACGCUACCAGACUACCUUCAUCCGGUGAGUGAUGACGGCUCCAGCAAUUACACCGCACCACCCACUUCCGGUCGCCACGGGAGCGCCCCGGUUAUCACUACGCGUGGCCAACUCAGCUACGGACCGAUCCUCGCGGCCAACAGGGAAGCUUCUAAAGGCAUGGUCACGCCGUAUCACACAACGUCAAUAACGACGAAUGAGGACAUCCAACGUUUUAAAGACAGGGACUUGAGUAACGCUGAUACACUUCCCUCUUCCCGAAACUUACUCGCAAACUCUACUUCGGAAACGCCAAUUGUAAACACUGAUACUUUCGCAGAGGAUGUAGACGAUUUCGGGGAGAUCGAAGGUCAGGAUGACUAUGAGCAGCCCGUAAGUGCCAAUACAUCGGUACGUUACGCUGCUAUUGACCACGGCCCUCCUAAAACUGUGGCGCCGGCCGUCCCAACAUCCGGCUCCAGCAUUACCCCGCCCACCCAGUCCAAGCAUAAGAAGGUGGGUCUUAAGGUCUUGCCAUCUAAUCCCUUAUCGCCGAUAUUGUCCUUGGCAUCUCCAGAGAGAGAAUCCGAAAUGUCAGGCAAUGACGCCGUGACGUCAACGAAUUCAACAAUGUCAGAUGUAAACUCUACAGCAUCGCCUGCGCAACCGGUUCCAAGGCCUAGAAGCCGCAAGGAAAACACAGGUAGUGCAGAUUCGGAAAAUGCUCCUCUGAAUAUAAAUGAAAGCGGAAACGUCUUUACAUUUAAGGAAUCGCAAGGGAUUGGUUUCAAAGAACUGAUGAAACGAACUGACCCCGAUGCCGCUAACAGGGACUCCUGUGUUUCUGAUGCGAGUGUAAAGUCUAGUCAUCACUACUAUGUGCUAGAACCUGGUCAUAAUAAAACUGAGUAUGAAAAUUCUGUAAGCUCACCCAAGAUGGUAUAAUUGUUCCAUACCUGUAAAACUUUCUUCAUUAUCGGGUAGAUUUUUAAGGGUUUCAAUGUGACUUAUAAGUUGUUAAAAGGGUGGACUGUCUAAUAGUCAGUCACUGUAUACAGAGUAUACAUGCAGGUAAACUAUGUUAUACGCCCGCUGGUUCGGGAUUAAAUUGUUGCUGUUUUUCUUUAAUUGAUAGAUUCAUUCCAUUGCCAUUGCCACAUAUUAUUCAUUUUGGUAAUGCUAGAUGUGUAGGUAUAUGUACAUUUAUUCGACAAGGUGUUGUUUUUGAGAUAAACGUUUUUACCAUGAUUUCCUUAAAUCAUUUAAGCAAAUGAGCUGUGUGUUAUUUAAUAAUCGACUUGUGUUUUUUUAAACUUGACUGCUGUUAUAUAAACUUUGCCAUUGUCAUAUAUCAAAUAAAGUAAUACACAAAUCA